AUGGAUGCGUUUGUCAAGCGGCUUCCCAAGCCCGACGUCAUCCAACCUUCCAAAAGUCCAGCGCCAGCAGAUGGCGACCUAGCUGAGUCUCCUAGGCCGCAGAAAAGGCAAAAGCAGGUUGUCAUACCAGAUUCUGAAGACGAUUCGGAAGAGGAGCUCGGGGAUGAUGACGAUGAGUUCACGCCUCAUGUCCUGCACGAGAAAGGCGCACAGCAGCUCACAGACUUUGAAAAUGCUCUUCCCGACUCUCAAGAUGACGAGAAAGCAAUUAAAGAGUACGAAAACUUCAAGCUGUCACAAGAAGCAGAGGCAAAUGCGGGGAGUGAAAGUGCAGAGCAGGUCAAGACGACUUCGGUGCGAGGGAGGAGCUCAAUCUAUGUCGAUGCAUUCAACUUGGCUCUCGACACAGUACUGGAAGAAGAGUCACAUCUCUUUGAUGCAAAAGAGAAGGAGGUUUUUCGACAAUGGAGGGAGCUUCACUAUGAGGCCCAGUUUAUUCCGGGUAUUGUGCUAGAAGAUACCUUUACCUUUGCGGACAAGUCAGAAGACCACAUCAAGUCUGUUGCGCAAGCGGCUCCUCUGUUGAGCCUGGAUGAGCUCAAAUCUGUCGCUAAGGAAGCCAGGGUGCAAGGCAAGAACAAAGCCGACCUUGUCAAGGCACUAUGUCGUAUGACGCAGAGACAAGCUGGUCUGAUGUCGCUGGGCCUAAGCAGGCACAACAGCCGUGAAGGAUCUGUCGCCUCAGAGGGUUCCGAGAGCCCAGCGCCCAAGUCCAGGGUCAAACUGCGGCGAGAAGAUUCUAACCGGGAGCAGCAUUUUCUUACGAAGAUACUCGAGAUUCUGGGACCAUGCGUACGGCUAUCCCCUGUUCCGUUCAAGCUAUUCGAACGCGUGCACUUGGUCUUUUAUCGCUCCACCGAAUGGACGGAAAAGUCAUUGACGACAAUCAUCUUGGCUAAAAUCGCGAAGCGCAAUUUCCCAGAGUAUCUGGUAUGUCGUACGUCCACAAUUUUCGCAUCGAGAGCACAUCUGCUGGAAUUCGAGUCCGGCAUUCGCCUCGAGGCAGAAGUCGAUAGGAUCACAGAGUUCAGCGAGGUACCAGGUGAGGCUGGUUUCCAGAGGAUCUUUGAGAUAUUCGAGGCCAUCUACCCACGAUGGAAAGCACUCAUCAUCGAAGAGGAGGACAAAGAGCAGCGCGUGUAUGAAAUGGGCGAAGGCGCCUACUUACGGCGCUUCACGCCUGCCCAUUCGUACACUCGCAUCAUCCACAAAGCCUUGCCUGUCUUUGCUAGAUGGAAAGAACAUGCCAGGGAGCAUGGUCUUCUGAGUGAACUGCUUGGUCAGAGGCUCUUCCACAUGGCAAGACGCGGAGCCUGGUAUCAGCGCAAAGCCCUGCUGGAGGAGCAUUACAUGUACGCCUUGGACGAGAAUCCUAUUUCCGACACCGAGGAAAAGCAGAUGAAGCAUUGGAGGAAAAUCGCCGUGGCUACCUGCGAGGCAGGCCUUCGUGACCCUGACUGUCACUUGAUCUAUCACUACGAUCUGCAGAAGCGGCUCACCAAGCUGGAGAAGAAGCUCAGGAUACCCAAGCGCGAACAGCAUGACUUUGGUCAUGUACGGCUGGCAGAUGCCGAGGAUAUCACUGUCGAGGGUACCCAACUGAAGAGGGACAUGCCUGUCAAGGCGGGACGGCAGGCAGCCUCGACCAAGACCAUUUGGCUCGAUGAACUCGACUCGGGCGGCGAGUGUAGCGUCGAGGAGAUGUGUCUGAGCAAGUUCCGCCAGGAUGGCUGGAAGGGAUAUCAUGCUGAGGGAGGCAUCAUCCGUACGCUUUUCGCCUACCUUUUCUACGAUGUUCUUUUCGUCUACAUACCCAACGUGUUUCAGACAGCCUUCCAAACAUGUCCUCUGGAUCUGCACACCGAUGCAUUCUUCCCUGUGAGGGCUUCCGAGAUCAAUCACCGACUUGUCGACAUAGCCAAUGGGCAAGGCGAGCGCAUUGUGCGAGAAGUGUGGGAGAAUCACCAUGACCGGCGGACUUGCGUCAUCGGCUUGAAGUGGGAUUUCGACAUUGAGGAUAUCGCACAGUUGGUGUCCUGCUUUGAGGGCAGUGCGCUGGCAGCCGUGUGCAAGGUGAUGGCCCAGGAAUACAGGCAGCGCGGGGGUGGCAUCCCAGAUCUGAUAUUGUGGCGCCCAUUUGGAGAAGACGAGCGCCCAUCUCGAUCCGGCGGUGGGCCUGGUACUGCGAACGGCGAGGUCAUGUUUGCAGAGGUCAAGAGUGCCAAUGACCGGUUGAGCGACACGCAGCGGCUCUGGAUCCAUGUCCUCACGGGCGCUGGCGUCAGGGUUGCGCUUUGCAACGCAGUGGCUGCGGAAGUGAGGGAGGUUGAUUGA
This is a messenger RNA of Emericellopsis cladophorae, 2394 nucleotides long. RefSeq names its product Fanconi-associated nuclease-like protein. The record is from RefSeq and is a predicted model, not a curated record. Bases 1 to 2394 code for a protein of 797 amino acids. Gene Ontology annotation, biological process: interstrand cross-link repair. The transcript is spliced from 2 exons. NCBI's taxonomy places the organism in Eukaryota, Fungi, Ascomycota, Sordariomycetes, Hypocreales, Bionectriaceae. Gene Ontology annotation, cellular component: nucleus. Gene Ontology annotation, molecular function: 5'-flap endonuclease activity; flap-structured DNA binding; 5'-3' exonuclease activity.